UUAACCUUCAAGAUUUCGCCCCGCGAGGCCGCCAUGAUGGACCCCCAGCAGCGCCACCUCCUGGAGGUGUCGUACGAGACGUUUGAAGACGCAGGUAUCGUACCCGAGAAGGUGUCGGAGUCAUGUGGUGUGUUUGUCGGCAUCGGCAUGUCCGAUUAUGCCAUGGGUCUGUCACCCGACAGGCAUCUAUUCAACUCCUAUGCCAACACAGGUCUUGAGCAUAGCCUGGCUGCAAACAGAAUCUCGUAUGUAUUUAACCUGAAGGGACCUAGCUUGACUGUAGACACUGCUUGCGCGUCGUCCAUGACGGCAUUGCACCUGGCCUGUUCUUCGUUGUGUAAGAGCGAAUGUAACAUAGCUUUGGUGGGUGGCUGUAACAUCUUGUUGUCACCAGAAAUAACGGUGGGCUUUAGCGCAAUGGGAGUGUUGUCACCAGACGGAAGAAGCUGUCCAUUCGACGCUUCGGCCAAUGGCUAUGUUCGUAGCGAAGGGUUUGGCGCCAUUCUAGUCAAGCCAUUGGAAGAUGCUAUAAGAGAUGGAGACCAUGUGUAUAGUGUGAUAAAGGGGAGUGGCAUAGCGGACAACGGCUUCAGUCAAAGUAUAACCAUGCCUUCAUCCAGUGCGCAGGAGAUACUGAUGAAGAACACGUUCGCCCGCUUCGGUGUUCCCUUGUCAAGUAUUUCGUACAUCGAAGCUCACGGCACCAGCACACCUGUUGGAGACCCCGCAGAAGCUCUGGCAAUCGGGAACACCUUUGGACCACAUCUUCUGUCACCACUGAAGAUUGGGUCGAGUAAGAGCAACUUUGGCCACAUGGAGUGCGCUUCUGGCAUAGUGGGCGUCAUCAAGACAGCUCUAAUGAUGGACAGACGUAUUCUGUGUCCAUCAAUCAACUUCACGUCACCAAAUCCUGAGGUCGAUUUUGAAGCGUUGAAUUUGAGAGUGCAAACACAAUUGGAGCCAUUUCUCACGAGUGAGAAGAAGAUGACCGCUGGAGUCAACAGCUUUGGAUUUGGAGGAGCCCUUGCCCACGUCAUUAUGGAAGAGCACCGAGCUGUUCCGACUAAACGACAUCCCUCCCGCCGGAGAAGUGGAUGGCAGUUCGGCCCGAAUGAUGAGAAAGGAAAGUACGUCAUUCUACCACUCAGUGCUAAGACACAGGAGUCACUAACAGAUCUUGCUAAGAAGUGGCUCGAGUUUCAAGACGAAAAGGACGCAGCCUGUGUCGCCUCUUGGGCCUCCACACGACGAACCCAUCACCAGACUAGACUUGCUGUCAUUGCCAACUCCGGGGCGCAUAUGAGAGAGUCUCUACAAUGUUACGCCAACAAGACGGCCACCCUCGACAUCAUCAGCGGGGAAGUGAAGACGCCCUACCCAAAGGUGUGCUUCGUCUUCCCAGGUCAGGGACAGCAAUGGAACGACAUGGGUAGAGUGCUGUACCAGAUGGAGCCGGUCUUUCGGGAUGCUGUCGAUACCUGCGACAGCAUCUUCGAAAGCAUCAGCGGAUGGUCUCUCCUAAAGAAAUAUGGAUUAUUUGUCGAAACUGGUGGCGCCGGCGUACAUGUACGGCUAACGCUUGACAAGUUUAGGGUCUCUCAACCGGCCAUAUUGUUCAUGCAGGUCGGCCUCUAUGUCUUAUUAAAGCACUGGGGUGUCCAACCGGAUGUCGUACUUGGUCACAGCCUUGGCGAGAUUGCUGCAGCUCACGCAUGUGGUGGUUUGACUCUGAAGGAGGCUGUACGUGCCAUCUACGUUAGAAGCAUGGAACAAGAAAAGCUGGAAGGAACAGGAAGGAUGGCGGCCGUACGCUCGUCGCUGGUGGAGGCAGGACAGCUUGUCGCUCGAGUCCCUGGCGUCCACGUAGCUUGCGACAACUCUCCAACUUCUGUAACAAUAGCAGGGUCAACGGAAGCUGUUCAGGCGCUGCAAGAAGAUAACCCCACUAAGAUGAAAGUACUGCGUGUUUCCUGUGCUUUUCACACAGAGCACAUGGAUCCUCUUAGGGAUUCCUUUUUCGGAGCAAUGUCCUCAUUCCAGCCAGAAAGAGAUGGAAACGUUCAUGUGCCAUUCUACUCCACGGUGACAGGACAACGUUACACGGGACAGUUUGACGCCUCCUAUUGGUGGAAUAACAUCAGGGAAAACGUUAAGUUUACGUCUGCAACCAGGUCAGUUAUCAGAGAUCACAAUCCAGAUAUCUACAUCGAACUUGGCGCCUCAGCUACACUCUUGUCCGCUGUUGCUCAGACUUUGAAGCACGACAACCACCCUGUGAAAGUCACAGUGCCAUGUGGACAGCGAGAGAACAACGAUCGGAGAUGUCUUUUACGGGCCGUGGGUACGUUAUACGCUCACGGGGUGGACAUCAACUGGUCAAACGUAACUCCAGGUGCAGCCGCAUGGACACCCAUCCCGACAUACGUCUGGCAACACCAGCGGCACUGGCAGGAGGCAGAAUCCUCCCGCAAGAGGAGACUUGGUCUUGAGGACCGAACCUUCAAGGGUCAGAACGGUAACAUCAGCCUUGAUAUGUUCCCCUUCCUUGCAGAUCAUGUAGUCAAUGGUAAAGUUGUGUUUCCUGGUGCCGCGUACGUUGAGUAUAUUGCCCAGUCCACAUUUGGUGCUUUGGAAAAUCCUUGCAUGGAGAAUGUGAGCUUUAAGCAUGUCCUGGUCUGGCCGGAGGUUGGUGAUGUCGGCAAGGACAAAGCGACAUUGCAGCUUGUAGUUAAAAGGGACGGGAAGAAAGUGGAGAUCCUCACAGACAAAGUUCAUGCCGAGAGUUACGUCGCCAAGGAGGAAAGAUGUUCACCCUUGAGUGUAUCUGACAUCGAAAUGUCGAAGAUAUUGGAGACGGUCUCGAGCACAACAUUCUACCAACGACUGGAUGACCUAGGUCUACAGUAUGGUCCCUCGUUCCAAGCUGUGGAUAAGGCCGUCAUAGGUGACUGGGAAGCUGUAGGGUACCUAAGGCCAGCAAACGACACGCAGCAGAGGACACAGACGACACUGUUAGACGGUUGCUUUCAGGUUGCCAUUGCCGCCAUUGGCCCCAGCUCUACUCUUUACCUUCCAACGGGUAUCGUAAACUUCAAUAUGUACGUCCCUUCCCUGCCCUUAGGGGAACCCCUUGUCGCUCAUGCUAGGAUCAUCGACUGUGACAGCUCGUUUUUCAAAGCUGAUAUCACCAUGACCACCACCCAGGGGAGGGUGUUAACCCGUAUCGUCGGUUUCGAAGCUCGUGGCGUCCAGAGCACCAGUACCGAUGUAGAGCCAGAAAGCUGCUUGUACAAAACCAAAUGGCAGCCUAUCAACUCAUAUUUACCUAAGACAGAUAUUUUCUACAACAUCUUCGACGCUAACCAUCUUCGGAAACAGUUUAGGGAUGAAAUGGAAGUAAUAGAGGCUGUAGAAAAGAUAAUCCCCAGACUGAAGUGUGUUACGGUGUCCUACAUUCGUCGUGCUCUUACCACCGUUCCGCAACACGAGAUCAGCCCGAAGAAUGCAAGGUACGUGGAAAGACUCAAACAGAUCAUCACUGAAGAGUCAAGCGUCGAAAGUCUGUCAAUAGAUGGGGUACGUGCACUAUUAGAUGAGAUGAGCAGCAACGUACCAGCCUUUGAGUUUGAUCUGAAAACACUACAGCGCAUUGGAGACCUUCUGCCUAUGGCUCUACGUGACCCGUCCGCGGUUGCACCAGUUCUUUUUGCUGAAGGAGUCCUAGCUGAGUACUUCAUGCACUCCCAGAGUAUCAAAAUCUACUACCAAGCAUGUGCGGAAGCAGUCGGGAAAGCCGUUGAAACUGCACUGACACGGAAGCAGAUUGUCCGGAUUCUCGAAAUAGGGGGUAGGUCUGGUGGACUCGCGCAGAUACUUUUGAAUAACGUCAAGAAUCAUGCAGAUUCAGGUUCCAUUGAGUAUGUAUUCACAGGACUAAGCACGACCUUCUUUGCCCAAGCCAGUCAAGCUCUUCAGGACUUCCCGUUUGUGAAAUACAAAGAGCUUAAUAUUGAGAAGCCAGUGCAAUCGCAAAACUUCGUCCCUGGAACGUUCGACAUUGUUAUCUGCACGGACACCCUUCACACGUCCGUUGAUGUCAUGGCCGGGCUCAAAAACGUGCAAAGUCUCCUCUCUCCUGGUGGAUGGCUUGUCAUGCUGGAGCCAACCAACGCUUUCUACAUGGUGGAAGUAAUUUUUGGGUCUCUGGAGCUGUGUUGGGCAUAUGAUGACGAGUAUAGAAGAGAGUCGUGCUGGCUCUCCCAGAAAGAGUGGUGCGACCUCUUCGUGAAGGGAGGAAUGUGCGAUGUGGUGGGGGUGUCGUCUCCUGGAGAAUUCUUCCAUUCCGCAAUAGUUGGGAGGAAAGGAGAACCAGUGGCGACCACCACAACCCUGACGCAGCAACCAAACGCCGAAGACAAGUGGAUCCUCGUUGGUGAACAAGGCAGCCCCAUUGGCAACACACUUCAGGCAAUCCUUCCCGAAGACACGCUGAUGUGUCACAUUGGUGACAGGAUAGACAUACCGACACAGGGUCCACGGCUCAAGGUUGUCUACGUCUGGCCAGAGAACGAUACAAACCUGAGACACGCCUUAGCUUUGACAAAGUCCUUAAGCGCUGCAUCAGAAAGGGUCCAUUGCAUUUGGGUGUUUACGGUAGGAGGAAGCGUAGACUGUCCGAGGCCUGCGCCAUCUGUUGUGACAGGCUUUUUCCGAGUGGUCAACAACGAGCUGAAGAAUCUACCAAUCUACACAGUAGAUUUGCCUCCAACAGCUUGUGCAUCCGGGUUUGGGGAGUUAGCUGGUACCCUGGCGACUCUGUUGUCUGAGCCACCAGCUGAGAGAGAGCUAGCAGUCAGAAAUGGUGGUGUUCUAGUCCCAAGGCUUAUCCGGACUUCCUUGUCAAAGAGCUCGAGUAUCCACCCAACAGCCCUGUGCCAUCGAUGGGUCCUUGAUGUCUCUCUAGAUAAGACCAGAACAGUGGAGGACGUUGAGUUUUACGAACUCCCUCCUGCAGCUCUCUCGAGUCAUCACGUUCGGGUCCAAGUCCGCGCGGCAGGCCUGAAUUUCAAAGACGUGAUGAUGGCACUCGGACUUCUGAGCGGUCUCAAUCUACAACCCCAGUUUGGUCUGGAGUGUUCUGGAACGGUAGUGGAGGUUAGCAGCUCUGUGGAGCAUGUCAAAGUAGGGGAUGAAGUCAUUGCCUUUGGGGAUAACUGUUUCGCCUCCCAUGUUGACUGCCACGAGCGCUUUGUCGUUAAGAAGCCGUCAAAUGUCACAUGGGCUGAAGCUGCUGGCUUUAGCAUGGUGUUCAUGACUGCCUACUAUGCUUUGGUUGAAAGGGCCGGUCUCGUUCGUGACCAAUCUGUAUUGAUACACUCUGCAUGUGGAGGGGUGGGACAGGCCGCCAUCCAGAUAGCGCGUUUAGUAGGAGCCCGUAUAUUCUGCACGGCUGGAUCUGAGGAAAAACGAAACUUUCUCCGGCACGAGUUGGGAAUAGCACACGUCUCAGACUCAAGAUCUACACGAUUCUACCAAGACGUCUUACAGUGGACAGGUGGAGAAGGAGUAGACGUUUGCCUAAGCUCCUUGUAUGGUGACCUACAAACGACAACCCUGAAGGUGUUGAGCCCAGGCGGCAUUCUUUGUGAAAUCGGCAAGCGGUCAAUGCUGGAGAACGCCAAAAUGGACACCGGACCUUUACUGGAAAACAAGAACUUCUUCUCGGUCCAACUGGAUCUUCUGAUGAAUAGAAAUCCCACACGGGUCCAAACGUUGAUGACGACAGUCUGCAAUCUUCUGAAAGAUGGUGAGAUCCAUCCAGUGAAGACAACGAUCAAGCACAUCGGCGACUAUAAAGGCACGUUGAGGUGGAUGUCAAUGGGUCAACAUGUCGGAAAGGUGGUCUUCGAGGUGCCGCCAAAGUUCCAACCGGAGAGAUUGAAUCCGCCCCGGCAGAGUUUUGAUGCGCACGGGCUUUACCUCAUCACUGGCGGAUUCGGCGGCGUCGGACAGGCCCUAGCUCGUUGGAUGGUAGACCACGGUGCCAGGCACAUCGCUCUUCUCUCAAGGAAUGGAUGCAAGACCGCUGAGAACAGACGAACCGUUGCCUUCAUGGAAAGUAGAGGAGCUGAAGUCCACGCACUUACCGUAGACGUGACAAACAAGACGUCACUUGAAACGACGCUGAACCAUCUGCGAGAGAACCCCUUGAUUCCAGCGCUAAAAGGCAUCUUUCAUUUGGCUGCUGUCAUUGAUGAUUCAAAUGUCCUUGACGUUACCGAAAGUCAGUUGGAAAGAGUUUUAGCAGCAAAGGCAAAGGGCGCACUCAACCUACACGAACUGACACAGAGGGACCAACUGGAUAUCUUCUUCUUGCUGUCAUCUGUGGCAGCGACGUGGGGCAAUACAGAACAGUGCGGGUACGUUGCUGCCAACAGCUUUCUUGACGCCCUUGCAGAGCAUCGACAUAGACAAGGUCUUCCAGCCCUCUCUGUGCAGUUGGAUGCUGUCCGAGGAGUCGGCUUCCUGGAGGGGAAGAAGAAAGCUACCGAGAUCGUCAAAAGGAAGGGUUUCCUGACACUGCACAUCAACAACGUUCUGCGGAUGAUGCCACGUCUCUUACAGGCACGAGACAUCGCUGUCAUCACUCUUGCAAAUACGGACUGGUGCAGGACGAUGCAAUUCUCAUACCCAAGUACCAUGAAGUAUCGACACCUUGUACACGAACAGAAGAACUCAGGGAAGGAUGCUGACAGUGUCCGGAGUACGGAUGACCUGAAUGGACAGCUGCUGGACCAUCUCGGUCAGAUCCUCGGUAUGCCCCCAGACCAGAUUGACCUCGACCAACCAAUGGUCAACUACGGUGUGGACUCCCUCAUGGCCAUCGACAUAGUCAACUGGGCGAACAAAACCUUUAACCUCAGUGUGUCGCAACUGGAUAUCUUAAGUGGGAUGACCGCAAAAACAUUGGUUGGAAAAAUCACCAUGUGA
Molecule: messenger RNA, 6990 nt
Organism: Branchiostoma floridae (Florida lancelet)
Lineage: Eukaryota; Metazoa; Chordata; Leptocardii; Amphioxiformes; Branchiostomatidae
Product: highly reducing polyketide synthase FUM1-like
Exons: 4
Biological process (GO): fatty acid biosynthetic process
Molecular function (GO): fatty acid synthase activity; phosphopantetheine binding; oxidoreductase activity
Source: RefSeq, a predicted model, not a curated record